Messenger RNA from Cylicostephanus goldi, 714 nucleotides. The record is from the annotation of a GenBank genome assembly. NCBI's taxonomy places the organism in Eukaryota, Metazoa, Nematoda, Chromadorea, Rhabditida, Strongylidae.
AACAUCGAUGUCUCGAGCCACGAUCAAGUAGCUGACGCUACAGCCACUCAGCUAUGCCUAGCCGUUGCUGAUUUGUACAUACAAGUGCCUGAAUGGAAGGAUUGGGUUGCUGAGCUAUUAAAUCGGUUCUCAUCCUUGGGUGGGGACAGGACGAGGAUGUUGCUGACGUUGUUACGAGUGUUCCCCGAAGAAGUUCAGUGCUCCAGAGUAGGCGAAAACCGCCGAAAUGAAAUCAGAAAUGAGCUGGCUGCUAGUGCAGCUAGCGUCUUCACGUACUUGGUGAGCUACCGGAAACAAUUCUUGAAAUUUUUUUCGCAAGUUCUCGAAAAUUAUGCCUCUGAUCAAGAUAUGAUCAAGAAGGUACUCCUAUGCAUGUCAUGCUACUUGCAAAACCCAGCCUUGUCUACAGAGUGUCUGGCGUCGAGUCCGUUGCUGAACACUGUAUUUCAAAUACUGGCUGCACCCAAUGCUCCUGGCAGUCUGCAUGAUGCGGCUACGGAAUGUGUUGUCUCCGCGUUAAUACGGGCUGAAGACUAUCAGACACAUCAGGCUCUUGCGAUGAAUCUACAACAAGCCGUAUAUCAGCUUCAUGGUCCCUUCAAUCAAGCCGUUGCGAUGGAGGACAUGGACAAGCUGCAAAACUUUGCUCGAAUUUUUGUCGAACUGGCAGAAUCUUUCAUUGAGAAGCUUGUUAAUGAUGGUAGUGACGAUCCG